Messenger RNA from Theobroma cacao (cacao), 1518 nucleotides. RefSeq names its product GroES-like zinc-binding alcohol dehydrogenase family protein. The record is from RefSeq and is a predicted model, not a curated record. Gene Ontology annotation, molecular function: zinc ion binding; oxidoreductase activity, acting on the CH-OH group of donors, NAD or NADP as acceptor. NCBI's taxonomy places the organism in Eukaryota, Viridiplantae, Streptophyta, Magnoliopsida, Malvales, Malvaceae.
UCUGCUGGCAUCAGAUACCCCUCCACCUCAAAGUCUUAUCACAAACAUUUUUGCAAAAGAUAUUCGAGAAGAGUAAAAACUUUAAGCAAUUACUUUUAUCUGGUCCUUUCUAAGCCAAGUCCAGUUUGUGACUCUUGAGGGUGCAACUGCGUGAGUGUGUCCAUUCAAGGGAAGCAGGAAUAUGGGCAAAGGAGGGAAAUCUCAUGAAGAAGCCAGUAUUGGAGAAGAAGAAAACAUGGCUGCUUGGCUUGUGGGUCUCAACACCCUCAAAAUUCAACCAUUCAAGCUCCCGCCUCUUGGACCCCGUGAUGUCAGAGUUAGGAUGAAAGCUGUUGGUAUCUGUGGAAGUGAUGUUCACUUUCUCAAGACAUUGAGGUUGGCAGAUUUUGUGGUAAAAGAACCAAUGGUGAUUGGGCAUGAGUGUGCUGGGAUCAUAGAGGAGGUUGGAGGUGAAGUCAAGAAUUUAGUUCCUGGAGACCGUGUGGCAUUGGAACCGGGGAUCAGUUGCUGGCGAUGUGAUCUUUGCAAGGAAGGUCGAUACAAUCUAUGCCCUGAAAUGAAGUUUUUUGCCACACCACCAGUUCAUGGUUCUCUUGCUAAUCAGGUUGUGCAUCCUGCAGAUUUAUGUUUCAAACUACCUGACAAUGUGAGCUUGGAAGAAGGGGCUAUGUGUGAGCCCUUGAGUGUAGGGGUUCAUGCUUGUCGCCGAGCUAAUAUUGGUCCAGGAAAAAAUGUGUUGGUCAUGGGAGCAGGACCUAUAGGGCUUGUUACGAUGCUGGCAGCUCGUGCUUUUGGGGCACCUAGAAUUGUUGUUGUAGAUGUGGAUGACAAUCGAUUAUCUGUUGCUAAGGAUCUUGGUGCAGAUGGAGUUGUUAAAGUUUCAACAAAUAUGCAGGAUGUGCCUGAAGAAGUUGAAAGAAUAUGUAAAGUGAUGGGAGCAGGAGUGGAUGUAAGCUUUGAUUGUGCAGGCUUUAACAAAACGAUGUCAACUGCUUUGAGUGCCACUCGUGCUGGUGGCAAGGUUUGCCUUGUGGGAAUGGGCCAUUCUGAGAUGACUGUCCCACUCACUCCAGCUGCUGCAAGGGAGGUUGAUAUUAUUGGAAUCUUCCGGUAUAAGAACACUUGGCCUUUGUGCCUUGAGUUUCUAAGGAGCGGUAAGAUUGAUGUGAAGCCCCUCAUAACCCACAGGUAUGGGUUUUCCCAGAAAGAGGUGGAAGAAGCUUUUGAGACCAGUGCUCGUGGUGGCAAUGCCAUUAAGGUCAUGUUUAAUCUGUGACUUCAACAGGGAUUAAGAAUACUGCUAUGUUAUUAUAGCAUUUAAGUAAAGAAAGGUGGGAGGUCAAAAACAGAUGCAUAUUGCCAACAAAGUAGUAGCAUGUGGGAACCAGCUACAUAACAUAAUGGACUUUUCUUAAGCCUCUGGCUGUACAUGCAAUAAAUUUUUGAUGGUUUUGCAUAUGACCAUACCUUGUGUUUUUUCACAAAAGAUGCACUAAUACUUAAUGUUUUGUUUUGUUA